Messenger RNA from Argiope bruennichi, 2299 nucleotides. Its product is annotated as pancreatic lipase-related protein 2-like. Gene Ontology annotation, biological process: lipid metabolic process. The record is from RefSeq and is a predicted model, not a curated record. The coding region runs from base 70 to 1623 and encodes 517 amino acids. Lineage: Eukaryota; Metazoa; Arthropoda; Arachnida; Araneae; Araneidae. Gene Ontology annotation, molecular function: protein binding; triacylglycerol lipase activity. The transcript has 10 exons.
AUGACAGAUUGAGUUUAAAGGGGGGUAAAUUGCAGCGGUAAUAGACAGUUCAUACUUUAACAAGAUGAAAUGAAGGCCCAAGUCGGACUUUACUUUUUCGUCCUGGUGUCAGGACUUGUAGCAGGAGAAAGUGUCAGUAACAGUUCAGUUCUGCAGGAAACUGAUGUUAUUGAAAAUGUAGGAAAAAAGGAAGUUUGUAUGAAAGAAUUAGGAUGUUUUUCCAUUACGACUGAUUUUAUAAGCGUCCUACGAAGACCCAUCAAUGUUCUGCCUCAUGACAGAGUUACCAUCAACACACGUUUCCUACUUUACACUAGACAGCAUCCAAAAGAAUCGGAUCCACUCAUUGCAAGCAAUGCCGAUUCCAUCAAAAAAUCUUCACUGAACCCAAAAAAUCCUACUAAAUUCAUUGUUCAUGGAUUUAUGGACAGUGAAAUCUUUGGACCUUGGAUGGUGAAAAUGAAAGAUGAAUUCCUCAUGCAUGGAGAUUAUAACAUAAUCAUUGUCGACUGGAGUGGAGGUAAUAAGCCCCCCUACUAUCAGGCCACGGCGAAUACAAGAGUGGUAGGAGCAGAAAUUGACUUGCUCAUCAAAGCUCUAGAAAAACAUUUGAAGUUGAAGAGAAGUAAUAUGCAUAUAAUCGGCCACAGUCUAGGAGCACAUAUCGCUGGUUAUGCCGGAGAACGACUGAAAACUCUUGGGAGAAUAACAGCUUGUGAUCCUGCUGAACCAUAUUUUGAAGACAUGCCAAAAACUGUCCGACUGGAUCCAUCUGAUGCCAAUUUUGUAGAUGUCAUUCACACAGAUGCAGCAUCAAAAAUCAGAUUUAUUGGUUUCGGUAUGAAUCAACUAGUUGGCCACGUGGACUUUUUCCCAAACAAUGGACGCCAACAACCAGGAUGUACAAAAGAAAAGUUUUUGACUUUUGUUACGGAUGGAUUAAAAGAAGGUCUGAGGCGCUUUGGAAGUUGCAACCACCAGCGAGCUCUAGAUUUUAUGCACCACUCAAUAAAUUACCGGAAAAUAGUGCCUGUCGGUUACCAGUGCUCUUCUUGGGAAGAUUUCUUGGCGGGCAAGUGUGCUGAAUGUGGUAAAGACAUGAAACAGUGUGCUAUCAUGGGAAUAAGAGCUGACGAAUACAUCCCACUCAAGCCUAAAGAUACCCAAACAGCAUUUUAUCUACAAACUGGUGGAAAAGCUCCAUACUGGCAAUAUCAUUAUCAAAUAUCUGUUAAGUUGUACAAAUCAAAAUCAGCUAAAGAUACUUCAGGAAAAAUAGACGUUACACUAUUUGGUGAAUAUGGUGACGAAAUUUUCCACGUACAAAACACGGCUGUUAAUCUCAUUCAUGGAUCAAGGUAUCAAUAUUUAGCUACCACUGAUAAAAACCUUGGAGAAAUUAAAAGCGUCAGUUUGCAAUGGACCCUGCAGACACUUAAUCCUAUUAAAUUACUUAUCAAGCCAGUGAUAUAUGUAGAAUACAUCACAGUCGUACCAAUGAACACUCAAGAAAAAUCGCCUCGAAAACUGACAAACCGACAAUACUGUGGAAAUCCUAAUUUAGCCAUCAAACCUAGAACUACUGCUUCAUUUCUCAAGAAAGACAACUGUAUCAAAGCAUAGUCAGACGCUGGAUCAAACUUGGAGUUAUGAAGACAAGACUGAAAAUAUUUAAUCCCUGCAAAUCGCAGAUAAUAUUUAAAACUGUCAACUGUUACUUGUACAACAUAUUAUCAGAAGAAUCAUUCAUUUUACAUAUGUGAAAUUAUUUAGAAAUACUAGAAUUAACUUGAUCUUUGAAUGUUAAGUUUGUAAACACUAGAAUGAAAGCACUAACUACACGUGGAGUUACAACAAUCCAUCAAUCUAUUAUCACUUUUUCAGUCAAUAUUACAUCAUUUUUCCUAUCAUAUAAUGUGCGUAUAGAAUUAUUGGAUUCAUCUUACUGAAAACAACUUAUUAUAAGAUGAGAUGAAAUAUCUUCUCAUCUGAAAUUAAAAUAAAUAACAUCAAAUGAGCCAUUCAGUUCAGAAAAUUGAAUUAAUUCACCCGCUUUGUGCCAUGGUUUACGCAUGCGAUUCGGAUCAUUUAUUUAACCGGAUUAUUAGAAUUUAGCGAUUGAAAAAAAGUAACCGAGAAGUAGGUAAUCUAGAUAUAAAUUAAUCCGACAGUAGGUGUAAAUCAUCAGCCAAUCACGCAUCAGCCAACUUGUCAAUCCUAUAAUAAGAUAGAAAAUGGCGUUAUAUGAUCAACUGUAAUAUGACGUUUAUGAUUUAAUAAUAAAGUUUUUGAGUUCCUA